GUGAGAGCGUUUCCCGCGAAACGCCCAGCGUGCCGGUGAUCGUAGGCCUCAUAGUCGGCUGUAAAACAGCUACUCAGUGCUUCUAGUUCAACCGCGUGCUCCAGUGUCCUAGGUUCCUAGAUGAGCCAGAUUCAAACGAGUGUGGAAUUUUCAGUUGAACUGCAAAGAUUCAUCAAUGUUGACCUUUUCCAAAGAGGAUUGUACCAGGUUCGAUCGACCUUGCGAAAUUCACCCCGGCUGCCAUCGAAAGUCGAAGUUCUUGUUGAUAAAUCUAGUUCCAGUAACCGAUCGACUGUCAAUCAGUUAUUGCUCAACUCUUAUGUCAUCAAUGAACAGACGGCCGUGUCGAAGACUUUCCAGAUCCUGUAUCGGAAUGAAGAGAUCAUACUCGACGACGUCAUCACCUUCCGAGUUCACUCGCUCGUCGAUGGACAUCGGGUGAAGGAACACCUCACCAAGGGUGAUUUCCAGAUACUCGUGGAGCUCUGGCACACCGAUCAAAACUUUGGCGAUUUGAGCCUUCACAAACGUUUUCACUGCGUAUCCAGUCGGCACCUUAUUUUGCAUUUCGACGCGUUCCGUGGACUCCACCAUCACAUACCUGUGGUAUUCGACUAUUUUCAUUUGUCGGGUAUAACGCUGACCGUCCACGGCUCUUUGGUAACCUUGUGUCAACCGAUCCAGGGAUGUGGCAUAGGCCAAUGGUUCGGUUCGAGUCCGCGAUCGCGGAAGCUGCAAGCGACUGCGAUGCCUUCGCAAGCGGGGAUUACGAUGGAGAGCGUUUAUUUCCCUCAGCAGAGCGCAAUGAAGAAGGCCGUGCGCCAACAGAGGGCCUGCCUCGUUCAUUGGGACAUUUGUUUACUGAUGCUGAGCGCUUGUGGAUCUCUCGAACGCCGACUUCUGGAGUAUCUGAAACUGCUCUCGCCGUGGCAGCAGUUGCAGCUCGAACAGCUAGAGGCUCUGAAGCUCAAUGCCAACCUGAGGGAGUCAUUGUCUGAAAUGGCAAGACUCUGCAUUGACUACCUGAAGGUUGCAAAACUUCAGCCGCCACCUUGGGAUAAAAUCUUCAACGUGGCCAAGAACACCGACUGUGAUGACGACUUUCUGAUGAUGGCCAAUAGCGACAUCGCCCAGUUAUGCGGCGCUCUCAUCGUGUUAUGGCAGCAGUUCCUCCAAGUGGCGCUGCGUCAGGAGAAGAUCAAGCAAUUUUUGGCUAGGCAGCGGCAUUCGCAGCGCGUCAAGCGUUUCGGGGAAGGCUACUUCAUAAUUGAAAAACCCCGUUCCGCCAUAACGGCCGUCUGUGAUUCGGGCAAUUUCUUGUUCAACGAGGUGACCGAAAGCUUGCGGAAGUCGACGUACUUGAACACAAUACCCCCCCUGAGUAUCGAGUGUCCUGAGACCGACGGUAAUAACGACACGCUCCCGAUCAUCUACGAGGAGCACUACCAGGAAUUCAAGGCGACUCGUUUGUCGUGCACCUUUCUCGUGAGUCCUUGUGCAACCUCCUCCGCCGAAGCCGCUGUCGACGCCGGCAAAAAUUCCUCAGCGAGAUUCCUAGCGUCGCAAGCAUCCUCUCUGGCGCGCUCGGUUCUUGACUCCGAAAUUACAGUGCGUCAGUUGCUCAUGCAACUCAAUCAACACACCAACAGUAAGAAUCGAUUGAAAUCGCGUUUCUUCAGACAAUUGAAGAAAGGCUCGCGCUCGAGAUCAUCGUCAAGCGAUGCUAUAAACAACAGCGAAUCGAUGCCGGACCUUGGACACUUCAGCACUGGAUCGAAGCUGAACAUGGGGGAACUAGACCUUGCUUCCCUGAAUCUCAACGAGCUGCAAGAUAACUCGACAUCGUCAGCCGAAAGCUCCGCAAAUAAUUCACUUCGAGAAGAUGCGAAGAAGAAAAGAAAGAAGAUCAAACACCGGAGAUCCAUAUCGAGCUCGCUCGUGUUCGCCAAACUCCUUCAGAACCAGAACAGAAAAGACUCAUUCGACGAUGUAUUCAUUCAAGCGCCCUCGAACGUUUCCACGAGUACGUUAGGCAGUGCGAAGACGAGUUCUGGUUACGGUGGUUCUUGCACGCCUCCUGGGACACCUCUACCGCCGGAGGGUUUUCGUGACUCGCGUUCGCCGCUCUGCCAUUCGGAUCCGCAUAGCCAGCGCGGUUCUCACAGCGGGAGUCCACCUGACGAGAGCGCAAGCGCCUGUAGUACCACCAGAGAGGAGACAUCACCUUCUGAGAAUUCCAAGUCACCUACCAUCCCACCGAGCGGUCUCGAUCCCCCUGCAACUGCACCAAAAGCGACUGUCGACGAGGACGACGCCAAGGUCGGUAUGGCGACAGGAAGAGGAGCAGCCGAGGAACCAGGCUUGGAAGAACAAAAGGAGGAAGGUCAAGAACAUAAAGGGAACGCAAUCGUUGACGUCGAGGGGACCAAUGCCGGAGAGAAAUCAGCUCCCAAGACAGAGGAGUCAAUGAGUAGCGCGCCGUCAACAGCGCAUCCGGAAGGAAUUGUGGAGAAAUCAGAAAGCAAGAUCGAGCGGCAGGGGGAGGCCGGAGCCUGUAGCACAACUCCGACGAAUACGAACAGUUCGACAAAUCGCACGAGCAGCGUUGAGAGGUGUUCCCUGGAAGUCGAGGGAACGAUGUUCUUCCCCAAGCCGCCGAAAGAGUUCGCGGAGUCCAACUCGGAGAGGAAAGUGGAAACCUCGAAACGCGCAGAUACGAGCUGCGAAAAAGGCACGGAAGAGUCAGAAGCGACGCCAAGCCCCUCGACGCUACAAUGCGCUUCCAGGGCCAAUUCUAAAGAUCCGCAAGAAGAUGAGUCAUACCUGAACGCCAAGUGCACCAUAAUGGAAAUGCUCACGGACCUCGAAGCCAAGUCCGCCGCAGCGAGUGCGUGCGCUGGAGCUUCGCUUCAAAGCGGCCUUUUGUGCGAUUUGGAUGAGAGCGAAGAGGACGGAGUUGCCUUCAGGAGAGCUUCAGCUAUUAAUUCGGAUCUUCUCGACUUUGUACAGGCGAAAGAGGAUUUCAGACAACAACUCAAUCUGCCUUCGUGGUUGUGGUGCAGCGAUUUUCCGAAUCUUGCGUCAAACAUUCCCUACUUCUCUUGUGAUUCUGACCUGAAAGCCUUCAGUCCGGAUGGUCUACAUCUGGUAAUAUGCGUUCACGGCCUCGAUGGCCACAGCGCCGACUUGCGCCUCGUGAGAACCUAUUUGGAGCUGGGACUUCCCACUGUGAAUUUCGAGUUCCUUAUGAGCGAGCGAAAUCAAGGUGAAACUUUCGAAAAUUUUGAAACACUCACCGAUCGGCUGGUUGCCGAGAUCGUCUAUCACAUCGAGGUUUACGCGUUGAAACCGAACAAAAUCAGCUUCAUCGGGCACUCUCUGGGCAAUAUCAUUAUACGGUCGGCGCUGCACAGGCCUCAACUCAAACCGUAUCUGAAGAAGCUCCAUACAUUCCUUUCUCUCUCUGGACCUCAUUUGGGGACGCUGUUCAACAGCAGCGGCCUCGUUAACAUGGGCAUGUGGUUCAUGCAAAAGUGGAAGAAAUCUGGAUCACUACUCCAGUUGGCGAUGAAAGACGCACAGGACAUCCGGCAGACUUUCCUCUAUAAACUUGCGCAAAUGGGCGGUCUCGAGCACUUCAACCACAUUCUGCUGUUUGGUUCGUCGCAAGAUCGCUACGUGCCCAUUCAUUCCGCGCGUAUAGAGCUCUGCAAGGCCGCUAUGAAGGACUCCACAAACGUUGGUGCGGCGUAUCGAGAAAUGGUUCAAAACCUGCUAAGUCCGGUGAUGUCGCGGUCCGGGAAGAGCUGCCAGUUUGUGCGCUUCGACGUGCAUCAUGCGCUGCCGACAACCACUGCAAACUCGCUGAUCGGACGCGCAGCCCACAUCGCAGUUCUCGACUCGGAGCUCUUCAUUGAAAAGUUCAUGGUUGUCACUGGCCUCAAGUAUUUCUCUUGAGCAUAUUUCAUUCGCUUGUAUUUGUGUCAUACAUAGGAAGCUUCGAAUCAAAUGACGUACAGGAGCUACAUUUUCGGAGCACUUUUCCUAGUCUGAUCUCACUCUUUGAAUUCGAAACCAUCUUUGACCAUCAAUGACGACGGAAACCGCCCGAGGAGUACUCACU
This is a messenger RNA of Galendromus occidentalis (western predatory mite), 4123 nucleotides long. RefSeq names its product protein FAM135A. Gene Ontology annotation, biological process: lipid metabolic process. The transcript has 17 exons. The coding region runs from base 121 to 3957 and encodes 1278 amino acids. The record is from RefSeq and is a predicted model, not a curated record. NCBI's taxonomy places the organism in Eukaryota, Metazoa, Arthropoda, Arachnida, Mesostigmata, Phytoseiidae.